Messenger RNA from Lepus europaeus (European hare), 2899 nucleotides. RefSeq names its product DnaJ heat shock protein family (Hsp40) member C11 (gene DNAJC11). Lineage: Eukaryota; Metazoa; Chordata; Mammalia; Lagomorpha; Leporidae. Gene Ontology annotation, biological process: cristae formation. The record is from RefSeq and is a predicted model, not a curated record. The transcript has 16 exons. Bases 37 to 1716 code for a protein of 559 amino acids.
GGCCUCGCCGGUGUGGCCGGGUGAAAGGUCGCGAAGAUGGCGACGGCCUUGAGCGAGGAGGAGCUGGACAAUGAAGACUACUACUCGCUGCUGAACGUGCGCAGGGAGGCCUCUUCUGAAGAGCUGAAAGCUGCCUACCGGAGGCUGUGUAUGCUUUACCAUCCAGACAAGCACCGAGAUCCAGAGCUCAAGUCACAAGCGGAGCGGCUGUUUAACCUUGUCCACCAGGCCUAUGAAGUGCUUAGUGACCCGCAAACCCGGGCCAUCUAUGACAUAUAUGGGAAGAAAGGACUGGAAAUGGAAGGAUGGGAGGUCGUGGAAAGGAGGAGAGCUCCGGCUGAAAUUAGGGAAGAGUUUGAGCGGCUCCAGAGAGAGCGGGAGGAGAGGAGACUGCAGCAGCGAACCAAUCCCAAGGGAACCAUCAGCGUUGGAGUGGAUGCCACCGACCUUUUUGAUCGCUAUGAUGAGGAGUAUGAAGAUGUAUCUGGAAGUGGCUUUCCACAGAUUGAAAUUAAUAAAAUGCACAUAUCCCAGUCCAUCGAGGCACCCUUGACAACUACAGACACAGCCAUCCUGUCUGGAAGCCUCUCGACCCAGAAUGGGAACGGAGGGGGCUCCAUUAACUUUGCACUCAGGCGAGUCACUUCCGCGAAGGGGUGGGGAGAGUUGGAAUUUGGAGCUGGAGACCUCCAGGGGCCAUUAUUUGGUCUCAAGCUGUUCCGUAAUCUCACGCCAAGAUGCUUUGUGACGACGCACUGUGCGCUGCAGUUUUCAUCCCGAGGCAUCCGGCCUGGCCUCACCACGGUCCUCGCCCGGAACCUGGACAAGAACACUGUGGGCUACCUGCAGUGGCGGUGGGGCAUCCAGUCAGCCAUGAACACUAGCAUUGUCCGGGACACCAAGACCAGCCACUUCACGGUGGCCCUGCAGCUGGGAAUCCCUCACUCCUUUGCACUGAUCAGCUAUCAGCACAAGUUUCAGGAUGAUGACCAGACUCGCGUGAAAGGGUCCCUCAAGGCCGGCUUCUUUGGGACGGUGGUGGAGUAUGGCGCCGAGAGGAAGAUCUCCAGGCACAGUGUUCUGGGUGCUGCCGUCAGCAUUGGAGUCCCCCAGGGCGUUUCCCUCAAAGUCAAGUUAAACCGGGCCAGUCAGACCUACUUCUUCCCUAUCCAUCUGACGGACCAGCUCCUCCCCAGCGCCGUGUUCUACGCCACGGUGGGGCCCCUCGUGGUCUACUUCGCUAUGCACCGUCUGAUCAUCAAACCCUACCUCAGGGCGCAGAAAGAGAAGGAGCUGGAGAAGCAGAGGGAGAGCACUGCCACGGACAUGCUGCAGAAGAGGCAGGAGGCGGAGGCGGCUAUUCGGCUGAUGCAGGAAUCUGUCCGAAGAAUUAUUGAGGCAGAAGAGUCCAGAAUGGGGCUCAUCAUCGUCAACGCCUGGUACGGGAAAUUCGUCAAUGACAAAAGCAAGAAAAGCGAGAAGGUGAAGGUGAUUGACGUGACCGUGCCCCUGCAGUGCCUGGUCAAGGACUCGAAGCUCAUCCUCACAGAGGCCUCCAAGGCCGGGCUGCCCGGGUUUUAUGACCCGUGUGUGGGUGAAGAGAAGAACCUGAAAGUGCUUUACCAGUUCCGGGGUGUCCUGCAUCAGGUGAUGGUGCUGGACAGCGAGGCCCUCCGGAUACCAAAGCAGUCUCACAGGAUCGAUACAGACGGAUAAGCUGCUUAAGAGACAGAGUAAAAAGAGGCUGCAUAAACUAUUCCUGGGAGUCUACAGAUUCAGAAGCAAGAAAAGCCCAGACAUGAGAUGUUUUUAUUUUAUUUUAUUCCUAUAGAAGGUGGCACCAUAUCAAUUAUGUGAAGGGACACGCAGACGGCCCAGCUCCUGUGGGUGCUGUGGGCCCAGGCCACGCCACAGCAUGGAUCAUGUUCCUGGCAGGAAGGGCCUGAGCCCGGGACGCUCGCGGGGCCUGCCCUGGGGCCUGCAGCACGAGCACUCACUGCCGCUGCCGGCCCUCACUAGGGACUACUUUUCCCAGAACCCACACUGGACGUUGAAAACCCAUCAGGAAGGAAGGCGAGGCCUCCAGGUCGGGGAGCACUGAGUGAACGUGGAGUGUGGGUUUAUAAAACUGCUUUUUAUCUGAGAACAGACGGGUUCGGAAAUCAGUCUUUCUCCCCACUCCCAGGGUUUCUCAAAUCAUUCCUGCAGCCCCCGGCUCUGGACAGUGGGGUCACUCCCAGCCCAAGGCCACCCAUUGGGUCAUUUCCUGAACUCCUGCUGGGAAGGACUCUGCCAGUGUCCCCCUCUCCUGAGCCACUGGAGGACGGUGCUGGAGUGAGAGAGCUGUCAAGGGAAGGGAAGUGUUAGCUGAGGGUCCGAAGCGCCAAACCCAGAGGCCUGUGCCUCUAGCAAGCUCCCAGCAGGUGGCACUGUUGGUCCCCACUGGCCCAAGGGACUCCCGGCUCCUUUCACUUGCCCACACUGGAUGCAGCCUUUGUGGGAGUCAGACACCCCGACCUGCCUGGUCACCCUCCACAAGCAGAAGAGCCGAGGCCUGCUACUGGGGUCCUGAGUCGGUCGUGGGCAUGCUGGCACCGAUGGGCUGUGGUGGUCGGCUGGCUCUGGAGGCUGGGCUGCACAUGGCCUCCAACUCUGUGUCUGGAGGAGCUCCCCUCGCCAGCACUGGUGGCAGAGCAGUGGCCAAUAACCCCCUUCCUCCGAUCCUCUAACAGUGAUCUCCAGUUUUAAAGAGAGAGUUCCUCUGGCCGUGACCGAGCAGUGCAGGAAAUGCCAUGUUCUGGACGUGGCCCGGUGCCCUCUGCGGCGGGGCCCUGGGGGCGAGGCCCUCUUCCCUCUUAGCAGCAAACUGUCCCCACAAUAAACCUGUCCUGAAAGCUGA